This is a messenger RNA of Eriocheir sinensis (Chinese mitten crab), 1887 nucleotides long. RefSeq lists its product as uncharacterized. Bases 239 to 1648 code for a protein of 469 amino acids. The record is from RefSeq and is a predicted model, not a curated record. NCBI's taxonomy places the organism in Eukaryota, Metazoa, Arthropoda, Malacostraca, Decapoda, Varunidae. The transcript has 4 exons.
AGAACAGGGUGGGGAGAGGUCUUGUCAUGUAUAGUGUAGCUUACAGUAAUAAUCUAUACCGUUAUCUAAAUAUGAACAAUGCUGAUGAAAGGCAAAGAAACAGCACAACGUAACAUCCUUCCAUACGUGGUGCAACCAUACAGAAACAGGACGGUGAGCGCCUACGAGCAGAGCACCUGUGGACCCAAAGAGGCACUAAAACACGGUAGACUGCGAGGAGGCUGAGGGGAGGCUGGGAAUGGCUGGUGUGGCGGGGUCGGGGAGGGGAAGGUGGGAGGAGGAGGAGGUAAUACGAAGGUAUCUGAAGGAGGCCGCUCGCGCCACGCCGCCCCCCAGAGCUGACCUCGCCCAGCUGACAGAGGCGAGCAGCAAGUUCUUCAUCGAGUUCCCUAUUGACACAGCCAGAGUCAAGACGCACCUCAAGAACGGCAAGAACCCGAGGGAGUUGGAGGCACAAUUCAACUCCGCCUACCCACUCCUGCACCACCGCUGCCUGCCGCUCCUCGCCGCCUUCCUGGACUUCAAGGCUUCGAAUGGCACCCGCGUUGAAAAGGCCGUCUACAAAGGGCUGAGUCUGUUGGGCCUGGUGGAUCGGCUGCUACUCAAGAGGCCCGUCACCUUCUUCGGACGGGGUGACCAAUACCUUCUGCGGGACGGGACGCAUGGCAGGGGAGGUUUCGAGAAGAUCGGAAGCGAGCAGGAGGCGCCGCCCCUCUGCCUCAAGGACUACCUCAGUUAUGAUGAGGUGAAGCUCUCUGCGCUCCUGUCCGUCUCCUCAUCUUCCUUCUUCAUUAAUGACGGCAGCCGCAGGAACAAGGGCGUGCCCGGCGCGGCGGGCAGUUUUCAAGAGUCCGGGGUGAUCGUGGGCAUGGUGGGCGCCAGGCUCAAGAAGGCAGGCGUCAUGGAGUGGCAGGACUGUGUGGUGACGCCCAAACAGAACACUCGUCAGGGUGGCUACGGGCCGCCGGGUGAGCGGCAGCACCUGCAGCACCUGUGGGCAAGGCUGUGGGGCAUGACGCUGCCGCUGUGGGAGGCCGCGGCGCCGGGCGAGACCUUCCUGGAGGUGAACAAGACGACGCGGCUCAACGUAGCAGCGUACAAGGCCAGGAUGCAGCUGACAGCGGAGACGCUGCUCGCCGAAGCCAAGAGUCGGACAAAGGCGGCGGGACUCAAGGCGUACGUGCACGUGGUAGGGCUGGGCCUCGGCGUGUGGCGUGCCUCCCACCAGCAGGACGCCCUGUUCGUGGACGCCUGGGGGGACGCCCUCAAGGGGAGUGACGUCACGCAUGUGGCACACAUUGACUUCAGCUGGAUUGGCGCCGAGGCCUGCCAGGGCGUGCGGGACGGCGAGGUGUUUCCCGGAACGGAUGUCGUCAUACACUUCUCUAAGAGGUCCUUGCACGACCCUGUCCCCCGCGGCACGCUGCUGGUAGUGGGCUACGCCUGGGACGGCAACGCCCUGCCCGGCAAUGAGUACUGGCUUGGCAAGCUGAGCAGCACCGGCGACGGGGCGGCCGCCUGCUCCUCCGGCGUGGCGGAGCUGCACAACACUCACAUCAAUUCCAACGUGCGCGGCGCCAACCUGCACGUGGCUGGGCCCUGGGGCGUGAUGCACGUGGCGGAGUAUGCCUCCCGCAUCGUCAAGUAGUCCGGCACCCCGCGGCAAGGCUCAGCGCACGUAAGGGUGUGGGCGCUACGAGUGCCAGUAGAGUGGCACAACCCUUAACCCGGAGUGGCUCUCAGUGACGCUUGAUUUUGUACGGCGAUUGUGGGAACUAUGCGGAUUGUAAUCUUUUCUGUGAUCUUUUUUCAUUUUACACACCAAAAGGUUUUUUUUUCGUUUGUUGUUCAGGACAUCAAUUAAAUUGCAAAAUAGGUCAAGAUUCA